Molecule: messenger RNA, 450 nt
Organism: Dibothriocephalus latus
Lineage: Eukaryota; Metazoa; Platyhelminthes; Cestoda; Diphyllobothriidea; Diphyllobothriidae
Source: the annotation of a GenBank genome assembly
AUGCCAGUUCUUGCUUUCAUUCCAGACCUACGCCAGCUGCCUCUCUACCUGCUGCGCCUGGUGCAGGAUGUUGACUGGAAUGAGGAGGCUGCCUGUUUCGAGGGCAUCUGUCGUCUGACUGCUAACUUUUACGCGCGCCGCACAGAAGACUCGCACCCCUCCGGCGUUAAGAAGGACUCGGAGGACGCUGACGCCUGCUGUACCUCUGACGAAGAAGUAGUCGCCAUGGAGGAGGACGAAAAAGAGAAUGUCACCUCACCCCCGGCAUCGGAUCGUCGACGUUUAAAGCUACCCUGGCAGUGGACUGUGGAGAAUGUUUUGCUACCGGCCUUUAGAACAGUGCUUCUGCCCUCCCGUAGCCUCUGUUUUCACGAGGGUUCUGCGCCUUCACCAGCUCUGCUUAAACUUACUUCCCUCAAUGAUCUCUAUAAGGUCUUUGAACGCUGUUAA